Linum tenue is the source of this 330-nucleotide messenger RNA. The record is from the annotation of a GenBank genome assembly. NCBI's taxonomy places the organism in Eukaryota, Viridiplantae, Streptophyta, Magnoliopsida, Malpighiales, Linaceae.
AUGGAGAUGGACAACAACCUCCUUACGACAAUGUUAGAAAGGUGGAGGAAAGAGACACACACAUUCCAGCUUCGAAAGGGAGAGAUGACGAUUAAGUUGAAGGACGUGGCCUUGAUGACGAAGCUGCCAAUCAAAGGUGAUGUCUUGAUAGAGAGUGCACUGAGACCAUUGAAUGGUUGUAGCCUUUUCAUAAGCGAGCAUUUAGGCAUCGACGUUCCCAGGAAAGCACCAGAAGGUCGUCGAAUAGCACCGCUAGACAAGUCUAUGUUGUCUAUGUUGUCGAAUAGCACCGCUAGACAAGUCUAUGUUGCGGGCAUACGCUCAGAUUGA